This is a messenger RNA of Neltuma alba, 897 nucleotides long. RefSeq lists its product as uncharacterized. The record is from RefSeq and is a predicted model, not a curated record. The transcript has 2 exons. The annotation marks the transcript as partial. NCBI's taxonomy places the organism in Eukaryota, Viridiplantae, Streptophyta, Magnoliopsida, Fabales, Fabaceae.
AUUUGGUGACUUCCCUCUCCAAUCAUCUUCCUCAUCUCUGACUUUUUCCCCAGAGACUUCAUUUCUCUUUUGCUGGCUUCGAUUCGGAAACCUCAGUACCGCACUGACCAUUGACCCAAAACUUAACAAGAAAAAUUUACUAAAUCUUCACUUUUACUCUUAAUUCAGAUGUCUUGGUUCUUCAAGACUCUCCAGUCCAACGACGACCUCCAAUCUCCCCAUCCUCACACAGCCGUUACAUCCGCGUCUUCACCAGAGCGGAGCUCCUCCGGCAAUCGCCACGGUGGGUCUGCGAUCAAAGAUGACGUAUCCUCUCUUUUCCGAGGCGUCGCCAAUUUCCUCGCUCCGCCGCCAUCUUCUUCUUCCGCUGGCAAUUCUGUGGACUCGUCGUCAAGAAGUCUUGAUGUCGAUGGGAUCAGGAACGAUCUGGCGGAAAUCGGUGGAACCUUCAAGAGCUCGCUCUCCCUUCUCUCCUCCAAUAAAGUUGUCACUGGAAUUUCUGAGUUUGCCUCUCAAUUAAUUCUGCCUGAGGGCCAAGCUUUAGAGGAUGAUCAGGGAGAUGAUAAUGGUGAAGGUGAUGAUCGGAAUGAUGGGGUUGUUCCGGGGACGACGGAUGAGGUUGUUCGUUUUGUGAGAGAAAUUUCUAGGCGGCCCGAGUGUUGGAUAGAAUUUCCAUCGCCACUCGAUCAUGAUUUCAGCAUGUCCAAUUCCCAGAGAGAACAUGUAUUAACUAUAGAAAGACUGGUGCCUGAAUUGGUUUCACUUAGACUCAAUCUUUGCAGCUACAUGAACGUGGAAAAAUUCUGGAUGAUCUACUUUUUGCUGUUGCUUCCAAGACUAGAUCAACGUGGUUUUGAGUGCCUGUCAACCCCCAAGGCAAGCUAUGUUUCUUCAGAU